Gastrolobium bilobum is the source of this 2670-nucleotide messenger RNA. Its product is annotated as cullin-4-like. NCBI's taxonomy places the organism in Eukaryota, Viridiplantae, Streptophyta, Magnoliopsida, Fabales, Fabaceae. Gene Ontology annotation, biological process: protein ubiquitination; ubiquitin-dependent protein catabolic process. Bases 10 to 2466 code for a protein of 818 amino acids. Gene Ontology annotation, molecular function: ubiquitin protein ligase binding. The record is from RefSeq and is a predicted model, not a curated record. The transcript has 17 exons. Gene Ontology annotation, cellular component: cullin-RING ubiquitin ligase complex.
AUGUGAUUAAUGCGCAGGCUUGUCCAAGCUUGGCUUGGGUGUGUUAUUGGUUUUCACUUACAACAACAACAACACAAACACAAUGGUGUGUUGAUCACUUUCUAUUUGAUGUCUCUACCUGCAGCUCCGUCACAACCCCCUAUGAAAAAGGCCAAGUCACUCCACCAUCGCCACCACCACGACGACGACGACGACGCAGUUUUAGACCCUUCUUCCAUGGCCCUCGACGACGAUCUCAAGUCCGACCUACCCAAUGCUCGCACCGCCAAUUUGUCCCGCAAGAAAGCCACCCCUCCUCAACCCGCUAAGAAGUUCCAAAUCAAGCUCCACAAAGGUAAACCAACUUUGCCCAUAAAUUUUGAGGAGGAUACAUGGGCAAAACUAAAGUCUGCUAUGUGUGCUAUAUUUUUGAAGCAACCUGAUUCUUGUGACUUGGAGAAACUUUAUCAGGCUGUGAGUGAUCUUUGCCUUUAUAAAAUGGGUGGAAAUCUUUAUCAACGGAUUGAAAAGGAGUGUGAAGAACACAUAUCUGCAGCACUGCAGUCUUUGGUUGGCCAAAGCCCAGAUUUGGUUGUUUUUCUAUCUUUAGUUGAGAGAUGUUGGCAGGAUCUUUGUGACCAAAUGUUGAUGAUUCGUGGUAUAGCCUUGUAUCUGGAUAGGACAUAUGUGAAGCAAGCAACAAAUGUACGGUCAUUAUGGGACAUGGGCUUACAACUUUUCCGCAAACAUCUUUCAUUAUCUUCUGAAGUAGAACACAAAACUGUUACUGGUCUUCUACGAAUGAUUGAAAGUGAAAGAUUAGGUGAAGCAGUGGAUAGAACUCUUCUAAACCAUCUUUUGAAGAUGUUUACUGCUCUGGGAAUUUAUGGAGAAAGCUUUGAGAAGCCAUUCCUUGAAUGCACAUCUGAAUUUUAUGCUGCUGAAGGUGUGAAAUAUAUGCAGCAAUCAGAUGUUCCAGAUUACUUGAAGCAUGUGGAGACAAGAUUGCACGAGGAACAUGAAAGAUGUGUGAUCUACUUGGAUGCAAGUACUAGGAAGCCAUUGAUAGCAACGACAGAAAAACAACUUCUUGAACGUCAUAUACCUGCCAUUCUUGAUAAGGGUUUCUCUAUGCUUAUGGAUGGCAAUCGUAUCGAAGACCUUCAGAGAAUGUACUCGCUCUUUCCAAGGGUCAAUGCCCUCGAGUCACUGAGGCAUGCCCUUAGUUCAUACAUCAGGAGAACUGGGCAGAGCGUUAUUAUGGAUGAAGAGAAAGAUAAAGAUAUGGUUUCAUCCCUUCUGGAAUUUAAGGCUUCUCUUGACACAAUAUGGGAAGAAAGCUUUUCCAAGAAUGACACUUUCUGUAACACCAUUAAAGAUGCAUUUGAGCAUCUUAUCAAUCUUCGUCAGAACCGACCGGCAGAGUUGAUUGCCAAGUUUUUGGAUGAGAAGCUUCGUGCUGGUAAUAAGGGUACUUCAGAAGAGGAGUUGGAGGGUACACUUGACAAAGUCCUGGUUUUAUUUAGGUUCAUUCAGGGCAAGGAUGUGUUUGAGGCAUUCUAUAAGAAAGAUCUUGCAAAAAGACUGCUGUUAGGAAAGAGCGCUUCUAUUGAUGCAGAGAAAUCUAUGAUCUCCAAGUUGAAGACUGAGUGUGGCAGCCAGUUCACAAACAAACUGGAAGGCAUGUUCAAGGACAUUGAAUUAUCAAAAGAAAUAAAUGAGUCCUUCAAACAGUCUUCCCAGGCGAGGACAAAACUCCCAUCAGGGAUUGAAAUGAGUGUUCAUGUCUUGACAACCGGGUACUGGCCAACAUAUCCACCCAUGGAUGUUAGACUUCCUCAUGAAUUGAACGUUUACCAGGAUAUUUUCAAAGAGUUCUAUCUAAGUAAAUACAGUGGAAGGCGUCUGAUGUGGCAAAAUUCAUUAGGUCACUGUGUCUUAAAGGCAGAGUUUCCUAAAGGGAAAAAGGAGUUGGCUGUAUCCCUAUUCCAGACUGUUGUUCUAAUGCUAUUCAAUGAUGCUGAGAAACUAAGCUUUCAAGAUAUCAAGGACUCCACUGGUAUUGAGGACAAGGAACUGAGAAGGACUCUGCAAUCACUUGCAUGUGGAAAAGUUCGUGCCCUACUAAAGUUUCCAAAGGGUAGAGAUGUGGAGGAGGAUGACUCAUUUGUUUUUAAUGAAGGGUUUACAGCUCCUCUUUACCGUAUAAAGGUGAACGCAAUUCAGUUGAAGGAGACAGUGGAGGAAAACACAAGCACCACCGAAAGAGUUUUCCAAGACCGACAAUAUCAGGUUGACGCUGCUAUUGUGAGGAUAAUGAAGACUAGGAAAGUGCUUAGUCACACCCUUCUUAUUACUGAACUCUUCCAACAGCUCAAAUUUCCAAUAAAACCAGCUGAUUUGAAGAAAAGGAUCGAAAGCUUGAUUGACAGGGAAUAUCUGGAGAGGGACAAGAACAAUCCUCAAAUAUACAAUUACCUGGCAUAGUAUAUUUUACCUCAUUUGACAUUUUAAAAGUUUCUUUUGUUGAAAUGACAUGGGAGAAGCUUGACGUUUAAUCCCUUGUCAUAUGUGUACAGUAGCAACGAGCCUUCUUCUUUUUCUCCCUUUCAUUUAUCGACGACUGUACUGUAAUUGUAAAGCAUAUUUUUUCCCUUGAAUUUUAUUUACUUUCUGGAAAAUUCAAAAUUG